Molecule: messenger RNA, 2765 nt
Organism: Strongylocentrotus purpuratus (purple sea urchin)
Lineage: Eukaryota; Metazoa; Echinodermata; Echinoidea; Camarodonta; Strongylocentrotidae
Product: probable ubiquitin carboxyl-terminal hydrolase MINDY-4
Exons: 15
Coding region: 79-2448 (789 amino acids)
Biological process (GO): protein K48-linked deubiquitination
Molecular function (GO): cysteine-type deubiquitinase activity; K48-linked deubiquitinase activity
Source: RefSeq, a predicted model, not a curated record
AUUCGAAGUUGAGGGACGCCGCGACGGUGUUGUAAAUUGAAUAUAUUUUACUCAAUCUAUCUUAACCCUUUAUCGACCAUGGCAUAUCCAGGUUUUGUUGAAAAUAUAGCUUCAUCUCUUGUUCGGGAGUAUUUAAGCCGAAAGGAGUGCAAGAAUGCAUUGAAAGUAAUGGACUCUGAGAUGCCAAGGACAGAGGGGAGUAUUGGUAACAGAUCUCAACUUGCUAAAGAGGUACACAUUGAGAAAAUCAUGAGGAAAAAUAAGGAUGCCACCGAGCCUUAUCGAUCCAUGAUUGAAGUCAUUGUAAAGUUUCUGAUAGAGAGAGGGUCAAACAGUAAGGACAACAGUGAGCGUAUCCCUGAGCAGCGAUCCUCCACGGAUCUAAGCUCACCAGAGAAGAAGAGCUCACCGGAGAAGAGGAGCUCACAAUCAUCAUCACGGGGGAAACAGAAGGAGAAGUCUGAACAGAAACAGCAGAGAGUGAAAUCUCCCAAAGCCAAGAACACUAGUCCUACUGAAUUCACGGGUCUACCUCAGUCAGAUGUCAGUCAAGGGUCAUUGGGUCGAGAACCCACGAUGGUGAUCACAAUGAAAGACCGACCCAACGUGAAGCCAACCGACCUCCAGCUUGCCAAAGAUCUCCAGACCAGUACUUCACAGAAAUCUGCUGGUUCCGAUGAGAGCAGAAGCAGGUUGAUCUCACCUUCCUCCUCUUCCUCCUCCUCCUCGUCUUUGACAAGGAAGAUGGACGACUCUGGAAAGAAGUCCUCUUCUCGGCCGGGCAGUGCUUCUAAGAGUAGAGGAUUGUCAGGUCCAAUUACAAGUAGUCUUGAUGCUGGUGAGAGAAGAAGAGGCCAUAAGAGUUCAAAGACACCUGCACUCUCCCUGACAGCAACAAGUAAGUCUGCGACCUUUGAACCUGAAGUAUCCUCCUCGGGUUUCGACCUUUCACCCCCCAAGAAGACGACGUCAUCUUCGAGUCGUGGCCUGCUCAAGAACUUUGGCUUUGACCUCUCACCAGAGAACACGUUAGGGUCAAUGGAGGCUCCUGGUCAGGCUUCGCAGGGAACGUCUCAAGGGUCAGGAAACGAAAAGACCAACGGACAUCCAUCUUCGUUGUCAUCGUCAUCAACAAAACCUGAUAGGUCUUCAAGGCACAGAAGAUCGUUUGAUGAUAACUCAGAUGUCAGUAGACCUGGAAGCAGAUCGGGAGGUAGCUCUAGAAAAGGGCCAUCUUUGGAUACGCCAUCAGUGAGCGGUCAGAAGAAAGAGGUAUCCACGCUGGGAGACCUAGAGAUGGGGGAUGUAGAUGAGCUUGAAGAUGAGCUCGGAGGCAUCCAACUUGGGACCUACACACCAAGCAGCAAGAAACCCAUCGAUUGCAGGGCAAUCACUCUACAACUAGCAAUGCAAUUAAAGACUCUUCUGUUUGGUCAAGGGACUGGAUGCUUUAAUGAUGAGUGGAGAUUACAGGGACUAUGUUUCAAUGAAUUAUCUGACAUCUCAUAUGGAAUAGUGCAACACAAGGGUGGUCCAUGUGGUCUGCUAGCUUCAGUUCAGGCAUGCAUGCUACAGAGACUGCUCUUUAGUGAAGGUAGCACCCCAAUGACUGCUGCCAAUUUGAAGCAGCUACCAGAAAAGACGAGAGUCAAAUGUCUGGUUCAGGCCAUCUGUGAUAUAGUGUGGAGAGCAGGACAGAAGAGGAAUGCCGUCAUUGCUUUACCAGCUAUUAAACCUCAUUUUCCAGGCGGAGGGCGGUAUAAGAAUGAUGGGCUCACAGAAAUGAUUAACUUGAAUCUGUUCCAGUCUAGAGAUGAGCUUGCAGACUUUGUCCAGGGAAACAUUGGUACAUACACAGAUAGCAGGGGAAGAGGGUGUAUUCUCCUUCUCUACUCCACCCUCUUCUCCAGAACCAUUGACAUGGUAAUGGAAGACAUGGACAAUAUUGAGAACACAUUACUUGGAGCUCAUGGAUACUGUACGCAGGAGAUGGUCAACCUGAUAGUGACCGGUAAAGCGAUGUCCAAUGUCUUCAAUGAUACGAUAGAGCUAGGUACGGGAAGGGACAUUACGAGGCUAAAGGGGUUGAGUGGUCGCUCAGAUAUCGGAUUUCUCUCUCUCUUUGAACACUACAAGUCAUGUCAGGUUGGAACUUACUACAAGACGCCUCGGUUCCCUAUCUGGGUUGUGUGCAGUGAGAGCCAUUUCAGUGUCCUGUUCUCUCUCAAGAAGGAGCUGAUUGGUGACUGGAGGAUGGAGAGACACUUUGAUCUCUAUUACUAUGAUGGACUUGCCAAGCAACAAGAGGAGAUUAGACUCACAGUCGACACUACUCAGACAUGUCCUCCUGCAGAUGGUGAUGAUCUAAUACCCCCACUGGAACACUGCAUCAGAACAAAAUGGCCAGAAGCUGUAGUUAAUUGGAAUGGAUCGGAACCCAUCUUAUGAUCAUCUUCAAGUCCUGGUCUUCUGGAGUCUUCAUCCGGAUAGUCUCGACUCAGAGCUGAAAAUCUAACAGAUAUAGUGCCACCUUUUUGGGGACACUGAGAAGGGACGACUGAGGAUAAAUGGCUCCUGUCCUUCAAAGUGAUACUAAACUGAUGAAGUUUUCCGCCCUAGGGUACUGUUUAUUGCACAGCACCGUCUUACGGUCAACUUGCCAACAGUGGGAAGCCUAAUACCUCAAUUCCACUUCGCAGACAGAGGACUCGAUGCGAGAACCAACAGCGCAGCUAAGGACGCAGCGAGUUGCGGGACCAUACUGC